AUUGGUCACGUGAGCAACAAAAUGGCCGUCGUCUUUUGAGGAGACGUCUUGAUGUAAACUUUUGACUGUCAGAGGAUUACGUCCCAAAACAAGGAAGUACAGCGCAUUUUCGCUUCUAUUUAAACAAGAUGACUGAGUUUUGGCUGAUAUCUGCACCUGGGGAUAAAACCUGUCAGCAAACCUGGGAGAACCUGUGCAAUGUGACAUCUCGACAAAAUGCUUUGUCCACCAAUUACAAAUUUUCUAUACCUGACUUAAAGGUUGGAACACUGGACAUACUGGUUGGGUUAUCUGACGAAUUGGGAAAGCUUGACGCUUACUGUGAAAGUGUGACUAGAAAAAUUUCCCAUUACAUGGGAGAUGUUUUAGAGGAUAACCACAAGCUACAGGAAAAUCUGUUGGCUAAUGGAGUGGAUUUGGUGACCUACAUGACCCGGUUCCAGUGGGAUUUGGCUAAGUAUCCCAUCAAACAAUCCCUCAGGAACAUUGCACAGAUUGUCAGCAAGCAAGUUUCUCAAAUUGAGGGUGAUCUGAAGUCAAAGGCUAGUUCCUACAAUAACCUGAAGGGAAGUCUACAAAAUCUGGAGAGAAAGGCAACUGGAAACUUACUCACUAGAAAUAUUGGUGGCAGGCCACAUGGACAUUCCAGGACUCGGGAUGGGCAGCCAGGAGUAUUAUCCUUAUGUGUAUUACAAGAUCAAUCUGGAUCUCACUGAUGCUUGAGUUAGAAAGCCAGAACAAAAUUGUCAUCAUUAUGAAAUAUAUCAUGUCAUCAUUAUAAACAGAACUGUAUAAACCUGAUGUCCCCGGGGGUAAAUCAUUUUCUGUAUGUGAGGAAUUUCUCUAGAUACAUUCUAUAUCUCCAAAAUAUUUAUUCAAGUACAUUUUAGUGAAUUUUUCGGUACUGAAUAAAGUUUUAUUUUUACAAUAGGAAAUUUAAACCCUUGUGUGUCAACACCAUGUUGGACCUUACUAGUGGAUUCUAAAAAUUGCAAUUGUCUCUUAGAGUAUUAUAUAUCUAUUAAGUGUUUCCAAAUUGCUAUAGUGUUUAUGUUCAAUGUAUAUUUUAAUUUAUGAACAUUGUUUAAUGAAAAAUACAUUUUACGAUCAAAACUUUAUACCAGUAUUUGAAAUAUACAAAGACAAAAUACAGAAAAUAUAGGUGAAAAUUUGUCAAAAUUAAAAAGACAACAUUGAGGGAAAUGUAAUUUUGAGAACAUGGUUUAUUUUAGAAAAUAUCGGCUAUGUUUAGUGUUUGUUUUGGGAUUGUAACAAGACAAAGGAAUGGAUAUCUUUUUAACUUGUGUCUUAUUUUAUAAUUCUUAUGAAUUCCAUGUUUACUGAGCAAAUUAUAAAGUAUAAGCUCCAUGUCAUUAUUUUCUCAACUAAACUUUGUACAUAAUAAAAUGUAUACCAUGUAAUGUCCAGAUGAUUUGAAAUUUCAGAAUUUUACAAAAAAAUGUUAAAAAAAAAUUCUGACAAUUGUUUUAAUUGAAAACAGAGUAAAUUGAUUUAAUGAAGGAGUAAUUUUGUUACUGAAAUAAAGUGCUUAGGGGAGAAUAAACUACACUGCUUAUUGCAAGGAGAGAUAGAUACCCUGUAUCCAAUGUGUUGAAUGGAAUGGAGUUUACAAUGUGAUUUGUCUCAAUGGUACGCCAGAUACCAGUAUUUAUACUACAUAUAUGUUUAUCAUUAUUAGUCUUUCAUAUUACAAUUUUACAAAUUACAAUGUAUAUAGAGUUGGUUAAUUGUUUUGUGUAUGAAGUCUCUCUCUCUAUUUUCCUUUUCAAAAAUGGAUCGGUCAUUAAUACGUUGUCAAAAGUCAAUGAGAUUGAGCUCAUCCUUCUCUGCACUUGUCACUACAGCAUUGUAAUACCAGUGCAUUAGCAGUUAUGGCUACUGAGGCCAGGAUCCUAUCAGGUCAUUACAGGUUAUAAGAUGACUAGAUGAUGGGUAUUAUAGGAAAAAAGUCUGAAAAAAUCAACAUGUGAGAGUUUGGAAACCACAAAUGGAAAUGUACAGGGAGAGAGACUAAUCAGGUAGAUGCUGAGAGGAUCAAAAUGUGAUUUAAUCAUUGAUGUAUUUAUGUGUUUGCAUUGAUUGAUAAUAGACUGUGUAUAAUUUCAAUAUAACCAUGUUCUGUGAUUAAUGCAUUCCAUGAUCAAUUGAUACUUAUAUAGUAUUCUUCAACCAAAUCCCAAUGUUAUUUUAGUUUUUGUUUAAACUUUGUGAACAGCAGCCAUUAGUAAAUCUUUCUUACCUGAACAUCUAAUCAACAUUAAAAUGGAAUCAGGUUAACUCAUUGAAGGAAAUAAAGAAUGUUAUCUGAAUUUAAAAGGAAAUAAAACUGUUGUAUGUAUCUGAAUUCAUGAAGAAGUAAUGUACUAUCUAAAUGUAUGAGGAAGUAAAAAGUGAAUUAGAAUUCAAAAGUAAAUUUAUCAAAAUUUACAGAUACAUAGAGUAUUAUCAGAAAUAACAAAGAAAAAGUAUCAUCAUAGUUUUGAAAUAAAUUUUUAUCAAAACAAGGAUGUGAAGUUGACGGUAUAUGAUCCCUGUGUACAUGUACAUAGGCGUCAGUCUUCGUCUUUCUUUACAGAGAUCUUUUUAUAAUACAUUUUUUCCAUUUUGUUUUAUCAACUUGGUAUGAUAUGAUUCAAUAUUUCUGUUGCCAUACUUCACGAAGAAAGAGCUGUUUAAUCAUCCGACUUGACAGUCACAAUAGAGCAUCAUGCCAACGCUGCUUGGCCUUUGUAUAAUUCGGCUCUCUACUUGUUAUUGUAACCGAUUAAUCUAGUCAAAUUGUAGGUUUCCCAGUCCCUGUCGAUAUUGUGUAAAUCAUCACCAAUACAUUAAAUUAUGCACUGAAGAUACAUGAAGCAUUACAUUUACUGUCUUACAUGUGUUAUCGUAGUAAUAGGCUAUUUGUGUAUAUAUGACAGGUGCUUUGUCAGACCGUCUACAACCGAUACAGGAACUGUUUGGUCAUAUUUUAUAAAGAAUUAAUGUAAUGCUUUUACAAGUUUAUUUUGGGAUACGUGAAGAGGUUUAAAGAAAAAGAUCCAAAUUCAUGCUGUAACAAACUUCUUUGAUGAAGAAGGUGAAGGGGCUAGAAAAUUGUUAGAAUGAAGUUAAUUUACAGGGUAUAAUCAAUAUAGGAUCAUUUCACUGUAUCACCUAGUAUACCUUACCAUUACAACAAAUUUUAAUGAAGAAGAUAUUGAUUUUAAUAGGACUUUAAAUUAUAUUAAUCUCGAAGAUUUUGUUCAUAUAUAAACAAGUGACCAUAUAUCUAUUCAUACAAGCCUAUGGGUGAUGAUGGCUAUAAGAGAACUGCUGGCCAGCAACAGAAGUUUUUAUAGUUACGUAAAAUUAUAUUGUCAUAGGUUUAGAAAGUGAUGGUUGUAUUGUUACUGUAGUAUGUCCACUAUAUGUAAACACAGUUAUUGAACAAUAAAGAUAUUAUCAUGUAUUA
Messenger RNA from Pecten maximus, 3472 nucleotides. RefSeq names its product V-type proton ATPase subunit C 1-A-like. Lineage: Eukaryota; Metazoa; Mollusca; Bivalvia; Pectinida; Pectinidae. Gene Ontology annotation, molecular function: proton-transporting ATPase activity, rotational mechanism. The record is from RefSeq and is a predicted model, not a curated record. Gene Ontology annotation, biological process: proton transmembrane transport. Gene Ontology annotation, cellular component: lysosomal membrane; vacuolar proton-transporting V-type ATPase, V1 domain.